Messenger RNA from Capsicum annuum, 1032 nucleotides. RefSeq lists its product as uncharacterized. NCBI's taxonomy places the organism in Eukaryota, Viridiplantae, Streptophyta, Magnoliopsida, Solanales, Solanaceae. The transcript has 2 exons. The coding region runs from base 262 to 819 and encodes 185 amino acids. The record is from RefSeq and is a predicted model, not a curated record.
CAUCAUAUCCCAGGCCACAUGAUCAAUUGUCUAGAGUUUUCUUCCAGCUACUAUUGGUCCAAAUAUGCAGAAUUGUCCAAGUUCAAAAAAUAGAACAAUAAACAGAUAACUCAAUUAUCACAAGUUAUAGAAUAAAUGCUCACUCAAAAAGCUUUACCUGACAAAAAGAGAUUCGAAAAUGAUAGAGCUAAGUGAUAGGAGGUGUUAAAGAGAAGAAUCUCCACUACCAAAACUAGUAUAAUAGAUGUCGAAUGACUGGCCAUGUCAAGUGAGAAGAGCCAUAAGAAACUAGAACUCGAACACAAGAGUCGUUCUCUGUUCAGUUUCAAACAACAUUCAAUGGCAUCACUUCAGUGUCAAAAACCAGUUGCAGAACAAACUGUCUGCCAGAAAACCACUACUGUCACUUGCCAAAAGGCGAAUGAGCACCACUCUUUGGCUGAUAAAAUGAAAGAGAUGACAAGCAAGAUGAUCCACCACGAGAAUCUUGGUCAGCAAUCUGCCUGCCAUGGUGCAAAAACUCAACAAUCAGCAUGCCAUGGCACCACUGCUAUGCAUGGCCACGGCGCCAAAACUCAAUAUUCAGCAGGCCAUGGCUCCACUGCUAUGCAUGGAGGUCAUGCUAACCAUGGCCAGCAGACUGCAUGCCAUGGCUCAAAGAAGGAAGGGGGUUUCAUGCAUAAGAUAGGUGAUCAGCUGAAGAACAUGAGGAGAAAGAAGAACAAAGAUGGACGCUGCAGAGAUGGCAGUGACAGCAGCAGCAGCAGUGAUGAAAGCGACAAUGAGAACUGUGCAAGGAACAAGAGGGAGAGCUGCUGAAGAAGUCAAGCUGCAACAAUAUCGUAAGAGAUAGAAGCUAUACCACUAAUGAACUUCUGUUGUUCAAUAACUAUGUACUGUGAUUAAGGGAGAGAGAGGAGUGCUAUGUGUGUGCCUGUGAGAGAGUGAGAUGUGCUACAUGAAAAAAUGCUAAUACUUCUAUAUACCUAUCAUCUAUGGUCUAUCCAGUAAUGAAAUAUGCUUAUGAGAUAA